CAAUGACCUGUUACAAUAUUUGUGGUACUCCUCGUACAAACCACUCAAAACCUUCACCCCUUCGAUCCUUUUGCUGAGCGGGUACUGGAUGGCAAUCAAUCUGAAUGCUCUCCGGGAGGGACCUUUCGAGUCCUGUUUCCGCACCAAUUGCGUCCACGCACUGUCAUUGUUAGUUUUUACGCGCCUUCGUGUGGACAUUUGGGCGUUUGGGACCGGACAGCAGUACACAGCGCACCAGAGCACCGUCGUCAAGCUGGGGAAUUGCAUCGAAGGCGUCACCAUGGUCCAGUCCAAGUUCGGCAACGGAGGACGAAUGGUUCCUGUGCUAUAUUACGCGCCCCAAUCGCCACCCUGCCGGUCGGUGCUGAUGCUUGCCAGGAGAAUAGGGCUUCACCUCGAGUUGAAGCUGAUGAACGAAGAAGAGCUGACGGCUCCAGCUUUUUUGGCACUCAAUCCUCAGCACACCGUUCCGACGCUGGAUGACCGCGGACUGGUUCUGUCGGAGAGUCGCGUAAUACUUUCCUACCUGGCGUCGGCAUAUGGCAACGAAGCGGAUCUCUACCCCCGAGAUUACUGCGCACGUGCCGUUGUGGACCAGCGAUUGCAGUUCGAUUUGGGCACAUUUUAUCAACGCGUCGUCGAUUACUUCUGGCCCACGCUUCUGUUCGGUGCCAGCUUGGAACCGAUGAAGAAAGCCAAACUGGAGGAGGCACUAGGGUGGUUCGAAAGUAUGCUCAAAUACUACCAAUGGGCUGCCGGGAAUCAUUUCACGAUAGCGGACAUCUCGCUGUGCGUGAGCGUAUCUCAGAUCGAUGCUUUCGAGUUCGAUUUGGGUGCAUUUCCGAGGGUCUGUGCGUGGUUUGCCAAGUGCAAAAAGGAGCUGAUGCCGUUUGGUUACGAGGAAAUCAAUCAAGCGGGAGCGAACACUUUGGCGGGGAUGUUUCGAGCCAACAGCAAGCAGUGAAUUCCUGGAUGGGAAUGUAUUUUGAUGUGGUUGUGAUGAUUUUCGAAAGAUUCUUGGCACAGUGUUGUUUGAAAUGAUACCACACAAUGUUUUACAUGGUUAAAAUCCGCACAAACGCGAAGACUACUUGUCGCAAAGGCAAUGGAUCCUCGACAAUGAUAACCAAGUGAUUCAAUAGUACAAGUUUUUUAAACCGAUAAACUGGGAGCAUUUACUCCUUAGUCAGAAUUUUUAUCCAAAUUUCAUUCACUCAAGUUCAACAUCUACCCGAAUAAACAAUCAACAACUAUUUUUCAUUGGAAGAUAUUUCUAUACUUUAUUCUGAUAAGCGUUAUUAAAAUGAUCCUUUUGUUU
Messenger RNA from Toxorhynchites rutilus septentrionalis, 1318 nucleotides. RefSeq names its product glutathione S-transferase D7-like. Lineage: Eukaryota; Metazoa; Arthropoda; Insecta; Diptera; Culicidae. Gene Ontology annotation, molecular function: glutathione transferase activity. Bases 89 to 964 code for a protein of 291 amino acids. The transcript has 5 exons. The record is from RefSeq and is a predicted model, not a curated record. Gene Ontology annotation, biological process: glutathione metabolic process.